Copidosoma floridanum is the source of this 921-nucleotide messenger RNA. RefSeq lists its product as uncharacterized. The record is from RefSeq and is a predicted model, not a curated record. Lineage: Eukaryota; Metazoa; Arthropoda; Insecta; Hymenoptera; Encyrtidae.
AUGUCUUUCCUACAUGGUCAUACGGAUCCUUUUCUGAAGAGCGAGUUGGAUUUAUUUUCCGUUCCUUUCACGCAGACAGCAUUAGAAACUUAUCGAUCGGUGCAUUACAAACCUGUUUCGACAUUAAGCGACGAGAGUCCAAUAGAAUUCGUUAUCAGUUCUCAAAACGAGGAUUGUAUCGACUUGGCCCAUACGAUGCUCAGAGUGAAUGUCAGAUUGACACCUUACGACAAGGAUGGGGAUGCGCUUGUAGCUCCAGUAAACAGUUUUUUACACUCGAUAUUUAACCAGGUUGACGUUUACUUUAAUAAAAAACUCGUAACUCCUCCAAAUAAUGCUUACCCAUACACAGCAUACAUUGAAACUCUUUUAAAUUAUGGUCCUGCUGUAAAAUCAUCACAUUCGUCGACAAAUCUGUGGGAAACAGAUAUUGCUGGUGAAAUAGAAGAAUUACCCGGUUCAAAAACAAAUUUAGCUCUUACUAAGCGUCAAAAAUAUUUAAAAGAUGGAAAGACCGUACACUUAAUGGGUCAUUUACAUUGUGACGCAUUCAAUCAGGAUAAAUUAUUAUUAAAUGGCGACGAAGUUCAUUUACGUCUAGUGCGUGCAAAAGAUGCUUUUUGUCUCAUGUAUGCUUCAACGAAAAAUUAUUCCGUCAGCAUAAGCGAGGCUACACUUCUUGUUCGGCGAGUGAAAGUUAGCCCUACAGUUUUGAUUGCACACGCAAAAACUCUGGCAAGCACUAUGGCAAAAUAUCAAAUUACGCGCGUUGAAGUCAAAUCUUUUACCCUACAUAGUGGCAUAAACGGCGACUUAUUAGAUAAUGUUAUCCUCGGACAACUUCUGAAAAGAAUAAUUUUAGGUUUUGCUGACAACAAAGCCUUCAAUGGGGAUCGAAAGAUGAUUCCUUUCAACUUUUAA